Saxophila tyrrhenica is the source of this 990-nucleotide messenger RNA. RefSeq lists its product as uncharacterized. Gene Ontology annotation, molecular function: oxidoreductase activity. Gene Ontology annotation, cellular component: endoplasmic reticulum. NCBI's taxonomy places the organism in Eukaryota, Fungi, Ascomycota, Dothideomycetes, Mycosphaerellales, Extremaceae. The transcript has 2 exons. The record is from RefSeq and is a predicted model, not a curated record. The coding region runs from base 1 to 990 and encodes 329 amino acids.
AUGUCUGCACUCUGGUCAAGCCCGACUGCUCAAUACUGGACAGCACUGAUAGGCACUCUAUUUCUCCUCUACGCCCUCAUCAAAACUCUCACAUCCAGCUGGUCCUUCUUUCGACCCUCACAACUCCACCGCUACAACCACUCCAACUCCUGGGCCUGCGUGACCGGUUCUACCGACGGCAUCGGCCUGGGUUUCGCCAAAGAACUGGCAUCUAACGGCUUCAACGUCCUACUUCACGGACGCAACCCUACGAAAUUGCAGAAAGUCCGGAGUGAAAUAUCACAGCAGUUUCCAGACCGCAAAAUCGAGAUUGUCGUCGCGGAUGCUUCAAGUUAUGAUGACAGCUACAGCAUUGUCGUGGACAAGAUCAAGACUCUGCCGGGCACGUUGACGGUGCUGGUGAAUAAUGUCGGGGGGAUCAUGAGUACGCCGCAAUUCGUGGCUCAUAGUGAGAUCCCGCAUGAAGAUAUCGACGCCAUCAUCAACCUCAACCUCCGCUUCGGCACGCAUUUGAUCCGCGAGCUCUUACCGGUUUUGCGUGAGAAUGGACCGGCGCUGCUGGCGAAUAUUGGGUCGGUGGGGGGGAUUGUGGGGGUGCCGUAUAUUACGACGUACAGCGCGACCAAAGCGUAUGUGCACACGCUGACCGAGAGUCUGAAGAACGAGAUGGUGGCGGAAAGGGUGGAGGGGGUGGAUGUGGUGGGGUUUGUGGUGGGGAAUGUUGAGUCGAAUAGUAUGUUCACUAUGUCCUUUGCUGGUAAACUGAUGAUUGGGGAUGCGUGUACUGACUUCGACACCUCCGGCAGCCAACACGAACAAGAUGCCCUUCACGAUCACGUCAGCCGAGUGCGCUGCUUCCUGCUUGCGUCAAACGGGGGACGGCAGCAAGGCGAUGGUGUGGGCGCACUGGAAGCAUGUCGUCACGGCGAAUGUGUUGACCAUGUUUGGGACGAGAAUGAUGAGGAGGAUGCUGGCAGGGGAGAUGCGUAA